UCUCCUCCUCGUUUCUCGUGACGUCCGCGGUGACUUUAUUAAGGAAGCUAACGGCGCCGCGCUUCUCUCUACUCACACCUACAAACUUCAUUCAUGAAGACAGCCCGCUUGUGCGAGUGACUGUGGGUGUUACACUGAAUGUGUUGUGCUUUUUGCACAAUAAGAGCAGAGAAGUGAAGAAGUGGAGCUGUGGAGAGAGGUGGGUAAAUCUGUAGGCUGUUGUAAACAUGCCGUCGCCUGUUAAAGUUAUCGUGGUUGGGGCUGGGUGCCGGGGAGAAACAUACUCUGAUUAUGCCUCCAUCCAUCCUGAACGUAUGCAGGUUGUAGGAAUUGCUGACCCGAGAAGUUUUGCACGAAACAAGCUCCAGAAACGACAUAAAGUUGCUGAUGAAAACACGUUUGAUGACUGGAGCUGUGUAGCAGAGCGGGAGAAGUUUGCAGAUGCAGUAUUUAUCUGCACUCCUGAUCGCCUUCAUAAGGAUCCUGCAGUGGCUUUGGCAAAAAAGGGAUAUCAUAUACUGCUGGAGAAACCGAUGGGAGUCUCUCUAGAGGACUGCAAAGAGAUUGUAGACACUUUCAUUCAAAGUGGUGUAAUUCUAACAGUGUGUCAUGUUCUCCGUUAUGACCCUGUCAUCAGCAAAAUAAAAACGCUCAUCGACAGUGGGGUUGUUGGAGAUGUGUUCCACAUUCAACACUUUGCACCGGUGGGAUACUAUCACUUUGCUCACUCUUUUGUCAGAGGAAACUGGAGAAAUGAGGCUGAAAGCUCGUUUGCUCUUUUAACCAAAUCCUGCCAUGACCUGGACCUCAUUCAUCACUGGGCUGGAGGACGCAGGUGUAUAAAAGUUUCGUCUUUUGGAUCCCUCAGCCAUUUCAGGAAAGAAAACAAGCCUCCAGGGGCAGCAAGUCGGUGCUUAGACUGUUCUGUAGAGAGUAACUGCCCAUAUUCUGCAAAGAAAAUCUACCUGGACAGAGUUAAAGAGGGCUGGGUGAGAUGGCCAGUGUCAGUGAUCUGCUCCAAUUCGGUUCCUGAUAUUGAGUCAGUAACCGAGGCCUUAAAAACAGGGCCCUACAGUCGCUGUGUCUACGAAUGUGACAACGAUGUGUGCUCAAAUCAGGUUGUAAACAUGGAGUUUGAGGGAGGUCUCACUGCUUCUUUUACCAUGGUGGCAUUUACAGAAGAGAUAUGUGAACGUAAAACAAGCAUCUGUGGCAGCAGAGGGGAGCUGUCCUACAAUGGAAAAGAAAUCAGUGUAUUCGACUUCCUCACUCAGACGUCCACAAAGCAUACAGUGCAUAAGAAUGUACCUGGGGCCUUUAAAUUGGGCACUCAUGGGGUUGCGGAUUAUCACCUUGUUGACGCCUUCAUUUCAGCUGUUGCGAGUGAAGAUCCACUGCUGAUCCAGUCGGGUCCAAAGGAGACAUUUGCGAGUCACAGACUGGUGUUUGAGGCUGAACGUGCCCGUCUAGAGAACAGGGUUGUGUUCUGUGAAACCGACCAUGACUAGGAGACCAAAAUUAAAGGCAAAAAACUGUUUUUCCUUUAUAAACGCAUAAUUACAAUAGGACUGGGCGAUAUGGCAAAAAUUGUAAUAUCACAAUACUUUAAACAUUUCCAUGAUGCACAAUAUGCAUCAUGAUUUUUAAUUUUUCUGUGGUUUGAUAAGCUGUACUGGACACAGUACUGGACACAGUAUGUUUUACCUACUGUACUGCACUAAAUCUAAUUAAACAGGCCUAAUUAUGCUCUGUUUGUAAUGAAGCACAGAGUUGGCCAGUAUUCCUUAACUACUGAUGAUACCAACAAUAUUCUCAGAAAAGCAUAUAGUGACAUAACGUGAUGUAAUUUAUAACACUAAACAAUUAAUAUUGCGCACCCCUAAAAUAGAGGACAUAUUCCUCUAGGACAACGGUUGGGUGGGCUUUUAUGAAGAAUUAAUAAUAAUUAAUAAAGGAGGGAGGGCUAAAACAGUCACUGGUGAAACUGAUUUUCUGCAGUGUGACGUUACUGUGAUUUCCAUAUAUGUAUGUAUAUACACUAUAUUGCCAAAAGUAUUUAGUCGUCUUCCUUCACACGCAUAUGAACUUGAGUGACAUCCUAUUCUUAAUCCAUAAGGUUUAAUAUGAUGUCGGCUCACCCUUUGCAGCUAUAUCAGCUUCAACUCUUCUGGGAAGGCUUUCCACAAGGUUUAGGAGUGUGUUUAUGGGAAUUUUUGACCAUUUUUCCAGAAGCGCAUUUGUGAGGUCAGACACUGAUGUUGGACGAGAAGGCCUGGCUCGCAGCCUCCGCUCUAAUUCAUCCCAUAGGUGUUUUAUCAGGUUGAGUUCAGGACUCUGUGCAGGCCAGUCAAGUUUUUCCACACCAAACUCGCUCAUCCAUGUCUUUAUGGACCUUGCUUUGUGCACUGGUGCGCAGUCAUGUUGGAACAGGAAAGGGCCAUCCCCAAACUGUUCCCACAAAGUUGGGAGCGUGAAAUUGUCCAAAAUCUCUUGGUCUGC
Messenger RNA from Colossoma macropomum (tambaqui), 2499 nucleotides. RefSeq lists its product as uncharacterized. The record is from RefSeq and is a predicted model, not a curated record. NCBI's taxonomy places the organism in Eukaryota, Metazoa, Chordata, Actinopteri, Characiformes, Serrasalmidae. Bases 228 to 1508 code for a protein of 426 amino acids. The transcript has 14 exons. Gene Ontology annotation, molecular function: nucleotide binding.